UACAUAUCUUCAUGGUAAAAUUAGCCAAAAAGAUUAUGAGCAUGCCCAAAAAGUAUGGAAAGAAUUUAACUGCAAGACUUUAGAUGAUUAUCAUGACCUCUAUCUUAAAAUCGAUGUACUCAGUCUUGCAGAUAUUUCACCUGCAUUAGCUUGGGAUGCUAUGCUUAAGAUAACAGGUGUUAAAAUUGAGCUCUUUACAGAUAUAUCUAUGCAUGAUUUUAUAGAAGAUGCUAAGCGUGGAGGUAUAGCUAUAGCCUAUAAGUGCUAUUUUAAGGCCAAUAAUCCAAAAAUAGGCAAAACAUUUAACCCAUCAAAACCAACAACAUGGAUAAGCUAUGUCAAUGCCAAUAAUCUUUAUGGAUGGGUUAUGAGUCAAUAUUUGCUUAUUGGAAAUUAUAAAUGGGAGGUAACUGUAGAAAAUAUGGCUGUAAAUAAAAAUAUGUUAAGUCCCUAUACUACAGAACUUGUAGAUAGCUUGGAUGGUGGACGUUUCUUAGCAACAGAAAAAUUAGUACCUUAUCUUGGUCCACAAAAAGAAUAUGUUAUUCAUUACUUAGAGCUUCAAUACUAUAUAGAAUUAGGUAUGAUAGUAGAUGAAAAAGAUUUCUUUAAGCUUAAGAAUAACUCAGUAUAUGGCAAAACUAUAGAAAAUGUUCGCAAAUACCAAGACGUCAAGCUCAUGGCUAUGAAUAAUAAGCAAGACGAAAAGAAAUUUAUUAAGCAGAUCCGUAAACCCUCUUUUAAAUAUGCUAGACAGCUUGGAAAUACACUUGUUGAGGCACAUAUGGGAAAAGCUAGUGUAACUCUCAACAAGCCUAUUAUUGUUGAAGCAUCAGUUCUUGGCCUUAGCAAACUUUUAAUGUAUCGCUUCUGGUAUAGAUAUGUAAAAGAAAGAUAUGGUGAUAAAGCCCAGCUUGGAUAUAUGGAUACAGACUCAUUCAUAUUUCAAGUUGAAACUAAAGAUAUCUAUAAAGACAUGGCAGAGCGACCUGAUCUUUUUGACCUUAAUGAUUCUAAAACUAUUGGGCUUUUUAAAGAUGAGACUCUAGGCAAUGUGAUUACAGAAUCUUAUCAUAUUUGGGCUAAAUCAUAUCACUAUGUCUUAGCAGAUAAGUCUACAAAGUCUAAGCAUAAGGGGGUUAGUAAAAAAGGCAUAAAUGAAAUGGCUAUGAAUUCAUACAUGCCAGCUUUAGAAGGGUCUUUGCUAGAUGAUCCGAUAGAUAGAUCAUUAUUAUCAGAGCAAGAAGCUAUGUGA
This is a messenger RNA of Cetraspora pellucida, 1255 nucleotides long. The record is from the annotation of a GenBank genome assembly. NCBI's taxonomy places the organism in Eukaryota, Fungi, Glomeromycota, Glomeromycetes, Diversisporales, Gigasporaceae.